Messenger RNA from Arachis ipaensis, 4622 nucleotides. Its product is annotated as putative E3 ubiquitin-protein ligase LIN-1. The record is from RefSeq and is a predicted model, not a curated record. Gene Ontology annotation, molecular function: ubiquitin-protein transferase activity; protein binding. NCBI's taxonomy places the organism in Eukaryota, Viridiplantae, Streptophyta, Magnoliopsida, Fabales, Fabaceae. Gene Ontology annotation, biological process: protein ubiquitination.
AUUACCGAGUGUACUAUACUCAACUGAAAUCUUAACCGUUAUUCCCGUUAGAACCGUCCUCCGCCGCUAUGACUACAGCCGUCACGGCCGCCGAGAUUCUCCGUCACACCACCGCCUUCCUCUCCGACGUCAUUUCCAACCGCGAUCUCCGCCACCGCCUAAUCUCCAUCCUCCACCAAGACACAACCACCGCCGCAAUCUCCGACGAAUCUGCCGCGAAACUCGCCGCGGAUACUCUUGAAACCGCGAUCACGCUCUCCAACUUCGCCUCCCGCUCCUGCUCCCUUUCCCUUGCUGAGAAGCUCCUCCUCCCUCUGUCCGACCACCCGCUUCCUUUCUUCCUCCUCUCACUUGUCCACACCCUCCACAACCGCCACCUCGAUGCCGCUGUUUCUCUCCUCCGUUUCUUCCGUUCUAACCCUUCCCUCGCCCGAUCGGAGAUCGCACCGGUCCUCUACGACCGUCUUUUCUCCCUACAGCUACUCUCCGUGUUCCGGUGGCUGCUGGAACGGAGAGCGCAGAUCCUCUCAUCAUCUUCGGUUUCGGAAGACGCUACUCACUCACUGUCGAAGGUGAGCGAGGAGCAGGCGUCGAAACUGAGGGAGCUGGAGAGAGAGUACGAGGAGAUUCUGGAUGAGAAUUGCAGGGCUGUUGCGGCGCGUUUCGAAGAGGUUUUGGCCAGUGAAAAUGCGUUCAUUAGUCCGCCAUUGCUGGCGAGGAAGAGCUCAGGGGAAGCCGGCGGGGCGGAGAACAAUGUGGAGGUGGAGGAGGUGGAGGAGGACGAGGAGGAGCAGUUAGUGAUGGAGGAAACAGAAAUGAUUGCGUUGAAGAGCGGACACUACGAUAAUCCAAUAUGGAGCGAAAGGGAAGAAGCCUCCAUUGAGUUUUUGAGCAGUGGUUCUUGCAGCAAUUCCUCCUACGCACCAUUUUAUCCACGAAGAGUCUCUCCCACAAUCCUCAAACCCCAAAACUCUUCACAAAACUUGGCAUCACUCGCUGAUGAAACCAAGUCUUCAUUGGUUGACAAGAGUUUGACUAGUUCCUCCUCAGAAUCAGAAGCAGAAAGAGAGAUCACUAGUACUUCAUGUUCGAAGAGGACCCCGAAUCUGGUUAGAACCGGAAACAAAUCCUUGAGUACUCCCAAAAUCCUUAAACCACAAAAAUCUGCAAAAUGUUUGAUACCACCACCCUAUUUAAUAAACUUAGCUGAUGAAGCAGAAUCUUCUUUGGAUAAGAAUUUACCUUGUUCAUACUCAGAAUCUGAAGCAGAAAGUGAGGAAAAGGACGAAAAGAUAGCACUACUGGAGCCUCAGAAAUUCCAAACCCCAAAACAAACAAAAAAUAUUUGUUCAGGAUCCAUGUGUUCUCCAGAUUAUAACAUGGAAGACGAACAUGUGCCUCCAGAGGACUUUGUCUGUCCAUUAACAAGUAACCUAUUUGAUGAUCCUGUGACCCUUGAGACAGGUCACACAUUUGAACGCCAUGCUAUUGAAGAAUGGCUUAAAAGGGGAAACUUAACUUGUCCCAUCACUCGCAAGAAGCUGCGAAAGACUCGCUUACCGAAAACAAAUCUCGUGCUCAAACAAAUAAUCUCAAGCUGGAAAGAACAAAAUCUCAAUUCAGUAGUCGAAAUGCCAUGUGACAGUCCACAUGUAGAUACUGAGCUGAAAGUGGAGUGUUCAACUUCUCCUAACAGUGUCAUAUCAGAGGCGACGCUUGAUGGAAUGAUGAGCGAGUUGCGCAAUGCAAUCAACAAACUGUAUAUGUCAGAGGUGCUUGAGGAAUCUGAAAUGGCUGUGCUUCAAAUUGAGAAGAUUUGGAGAGAAUUGAACCUAAUAGUUGUUGAUAUCCAUAGUAUGCUAUCAAAACCUCCUAUCAUCAAUGGAUUCAUGGGGGUGCUUCUUAAGUCUUUUGAUCCAAAGGUGCUGCAAACAGCAGUUUUCUUGUUAACUGAGAUGGGUUGCGUAGACAGUAAUGUUAUUCAGACGCUUAGCCAUGUUGACACUGAUGUAGAAUGGAUCAAGACUCUUUUCAAGAAAGGUGUAAAAGAGGCUGUGGUGUUAAUGUAUCUCCUAAAACCUUCCACUAUCAUUCUUUCAGAUAUGGCAACAGUGGAGGCUCUCAUUGCAGUUGUAAAUAUGAAAGAGGAAGAAUUUCUAGAGAUGUGUUUGAGUCCCAAAACGGCUGCAGUGCUUUUACUUGCGCAGGUUGUUGGAAGCAGUGAAGAGAGCAUUGCAUCUUCAGUUGCACAGGCUGUGUUAUCCGAAAGAGAAAUUGAAGCUAUAGUUGGCAGUUUGGGAGCAGAAUGGGCAGAGGAGAGGGUUGCUGCGGUUGAGAUCUUGUUAAAAUGCAUGCAAGAAGAUGGUACUUGCAGGAAUAUCAUUGCUGAUAAGGCACAAUUAUCUACCUUUUUGGAAAGCCUUGUAGGUGCAACUGAGGGAGAACUUUUCAAGAUAGUUAAAUUUUUAUCUGAGUUGGUAAAACUGAAUAGGAGAACAGUCAAUGAACAAAUCCUUCACAUUAUAAAGGAAGAAGGUCCUUUAAGCACAAUGCACACUCUCCUCAUUUCUCUGCAGACAGCUCAUCAAUUCCAUUUUCCAGUAGUGGCUGGCCUCUUACUCCAACUUGAUCUUCUGGUGGAGCAAACAAAGAUGAGCAUAUACUCUGAGGAGGCAAUAGAUACUCUUAUCUCAUGCUUGAGAAAGACUGAUUACCCUGCUGUCCAAUUAGAAGCUGCCAAGAUAAUUGCGUCACUGCAAGGGAGAUUCAACUAUGCCGGAAAGUCUCUUAGCCGAGAAGUCCUUCUUGAACGUGCUGGUCUUGACAGAAGCUACAACAAUUUUCUACAGAUGGACCAAAUCAGCAACUUCAACGAAGGAAUUGAAGCAUCUAUGAAAGAAGAGAAUGCAGCUGAGGACUGGGAAAGAAAAGCUGCAUCAGUUCUAGUUAGCCAUGACUGUGGUUUACUUUUUGAGGCUUUAGCAGAUGGCUUGAAGAGCCAAAAUGAAGAACUACGCUCUGCAUGCUUUAUAUCAGCUACAUGGCUCAUAUAUAUGAUCACCAUUCUACCAGAUACUGGAAUACAAGGGGCAGCAAGAGUCUUCUUUCUCAAACACUUCAUAUUCAUAUUGAAAUCUGCCGAGGACACUGAAGACAGAAUCCUUGCCAUGCUUGCUCUUAAGAGCUUUCUUCAUUUUGAUGAUGGCUUACGUGAUCUUACUUCCUAUGCGAAGGAUAUCCUCAAAGCACUGAGAGAAUUAGAGGGGUUCUCUCCCAUGGCAUCAGAAAUUAUGAAGGUUUUGGUUGAAGAACCUGAAUCUAAAGCAGACAUCUGGAUUCAUAAAGAGGUAACUAAAAUAGAUUGCAGUGGGAAUGGAGAAGUUCUUUCUAUCAUUUGCUUUGAAGAUAAAAUCUUUUCAGGGCAUUCAGAUGGAACUAUUAAGGUGUGGAAAGUAAAGGAAAGCAUACUCGAUCUCUUGCAAGAGAUUAAAAGGCAUACGAAGGAUGUUACAAGCUUGGCAAUUUCAGAAUCUGGCGACAGAUUAUACAGCGGUUCACUUGAUAAAACUGUAAAGGUCUGGUCCAUUGAAAUGGCUGCAAUACAUCAUGUACAAGAACAUGAUAUGAAGGACCACAUUCAUAAUUUAGUUGUGACCAAUAGUAUGUGUUGCUUCAGUCCUCAUGGAAGUGGCAUCAAGGUUAAGUCAUGGAAUGGAGAAUCUAAGUUGUUAAAUUCUAAUAAACAUGCAAAGUGCUUGGCGCUUGUUCAGGGGAAAUUAUACUGUGGAUGCCAUGAUAGCAGCAUUCAGGAGAUCGAUUUGGCCACAGGAAAACUCAUCAGCAUUCAAAGUGGUUCCAAAAAGUUACUUGGGAAAGCAAAUCCUAUUCAUGCACUGAAACUUCAUGGUGAAUUCAUAUACGCUACUAGCUCUUCCUUUGAUGGAUCUGUCAUAAAGAUAUGGAACACAACCAAUAAUAAUCGUAUACAUAUGGUUGGAUCAUUGCAAACUUCAUUGGAAGUGCGAGCUAUGGCAGUAAGCUCAGAACUAAUUUAUUUGGGGUGUAAGGGAGGAGCUGUGGAAAUUUGGGAUAGAAAGAAAUACAAUAGAAUUAACACAUUGCACACCGGAUCCAAUUAUAGGGUUGUUUGCAUGGCUUUGAAUAGCACUGAGGAUAUUUUGGUAAUUGGAACCUCGGACGGUCAAAUUCAGGCAUGGGGUGUCAAGUAAAGAAGCUAAGGCUCGAAGUUUUGUUAGAGAAGCCAACAUAAAUUUGAGUUAAUAUUUAAAGUGGUUCCUAAAUUUAUAGUUGAACUUUAAUGUUGUCUUUAAAUUUAAAAUUGUUUUAAAUUUAUUUCUGAAUUUAACAAUGGUCGUCCUUAAAAUAUUUUUUAAUGACAAAAUAAUGAUGUAGUUAGACGGAAACCACACUGAAAAUCACCCUGAAUCGGUAAAACGUCACUGUUUUAUUUUUGGCGCUCAAAUAGAACAUAAAUGACGUCGUUUGGGAUAUUUUGAGGGAUUUUAACAUGUUUAAGGGUAGAAAGCCCUCAAGAUACCCUAAACAAUAUUGUUUCUGUUCUAUUUAAAAACAAAAAAUGUAAUGACAACAUUUUAUCAGUU